This is a messenger RNA of Globicephala melas (long-finned pilot whale), 441 nucleotides long. It is a transcript of the gene MAP1LC3C, whose product is annotated as microtubule associated protein 1 light chain 3 gamma. Gene Ontology annotation, biological process: cellular response to nitrogen starvation; macroautophagy; autophagosome maturation. Lineage: Eukaryota; Metazoa; Chordata; Mammalia; Artiodactyla; Delphinidae. Gene Ontology annotation, cellular component: autophagosome membrane; autophagosome; cytosol. Gene Ontology annotation, molecular function: ubiquitin protein ligase binding. The record is from RefSeq and is a predicted model, not a curated record.
AUGCAGACUCCACAGAGAAGCCCAAGCCUCAGACCUUUCAAGCAAAGAAAGAGCUCAGCAACCAGAAGGGAGGAAGUUGCUGGAAUCCUAGUGAAGUUCCCUGGCAAGAUCCCGGUGACAGUGGAGCGCUAUCCCAGGGAGAAGCUCUUGCCCUCACUGGACAAGACCAAGUUCCUGGUCACACAGGAGCUGACCAUGACCCAGUUCCUCAGUGUCAUCCGGAGCCGCAUGGUCCUUGGGGCCACUGAAUCCUUUUACUUGCUGGUGAACGACAAGAACUUCGGAAGUAUGAAUGUGACCAUGGCAGAGAUCUACAGGGACUACAAGGAUGAGGAUGGCUUCGUGUACAUGACCUAUGCCUCCCAGAUAUUUGGCUGCUUGGGGUCAGCAGCCCCCAAGGAUGAGAGCAACCUUGGGGGCAGGCCCUGCUAUCCUCUAUAA